AGUGCUGUAUCAACGAGUACGGAAUUUCUUUAUUAUACCAGAACAUACAUUCAGAUCAUCUGGCAAAACUGACGAAGAAUGACAAUCAAAGGUUCUGGAUAAUUAAUCAGAUAGCAAUAUUCUGCUGAUGUAAAAAGGAUCCGAGAAAUGUGACAUGGAUGUGUUAUCUUCUCUUUAAUCAAGGAAUUUUAAAACAUUCAUCUGAAAUUCAAUUACGGCUGGAAUAACAGUUAUUUGAAUUGAUUCUUUGGUGUUUAAAAGUGAUUACAAGCUUUUUUUGCCUGAAUACACUACCUAAUACUGGAUAAACAUUUGUGAAAUUGUCCGGUUCAUGUUGUGUAAAUACUUUACGUGGUAUCUGAGACACACCUGUCUUACUGGUAGUAGACACGGUGAUGUCAAAAAGAUACACCAUCAAAACUAGACACGAUGUGAUACACUCGGAUAAACAUCUUAACCUUCAUCGCAAUAUUAGUCACAUUUCUGACUGUGAUUCGUAAACUAGACACUCAGAUACACAUGUUUUACAGUUAAUCACAUGAUAGACACCCUGUGAUACACUUAGAUGCACGUCUUCUUGUUUGUACACAAUAUUAAAAAGACAUCGAUACAUUUAGAUACCUGUCUAACUCUCUGUGAGGAACGCUAGAAAGACAUUGUGGUGUUAUGAUACACUUGUCUUAUCGUGAAUACACAAUAAGACAUAUAGAACUGGAGCAACAUUGAGAUGCUGUAAUAUUUAGAUACUGUGACAGUCGCUGUUUCACGGAUCAUAAUUUAUAAGGAUACUCGACAAAGACAAUACUGAUACACUCAGCUACUUACUGCUGUCUAGUUUAGCGUGACGUACCUGAGUCUGAAACAGAGAAUCUACGUCAGCCGAAUACUAGAGAACUUGGUGGAAUGUUAGAAUCCUGUGUUCGUUAAGACGUCGAUACAGAACUGUAAACAGAGUUCGGGCUAGUUAGCCGACACUGUUGCUAAUAAUUCAUCAUUAUCACAGACGGUUGUGUUUCAACUCUUUCCUCAUUAUGACAUAUUUUUCUCUAUCAAAUAACACUUGCGUUACUACUAGAUUACAUUGUGUCGAAGGAAAUGUUGUAGUUCCUAAAUUAACCCCGUAUGUCAAUUGAAUAAUGUGGACAAAAUCGAAAGCUUUAAAAUUGGCAAAUUGGAAUUAAUUUACAACAGAAGUCGUUCACGUUGCAUCCCAACCUCCCAGUAAAUAUUGCACCGAGUUGUCACAGACAGCCCGCCGGGGUAUAGCGUGCCUAAAGGGAGCCUGGCUCUCGGGAAUGGAGGCUGCUGCCAAUCGACAACAUAACUACAUCUGUCGUUUAUACAACAUGGAAGUACCACGAAUUUUACCAUUAUUCCUGUUACUACUUGUAUUUUCUCUUGCCGAAAGUGGACUUAAAGAAGAGGAGGUGGACAAGACACUUAGAGCGGUCCUAGCGUGCAAUAAAAACCCAGGUAUGGCCGUUUCCGUGGUCAAGGAUGGCCGGAUUGUGUUUUCAAAAGGAUAUGGAGUAAAAAAUCGAGAAACUAAGGAGCCUGUUUCUAACAAAACAUUAUUUGGAAUUGCGUCCCUGUCCAAGGCUUUUGCAUCAACACUGCUUGUCAAACUACUACAUCGAACCAAAGAAAUUACGUUGGAUACGGAGAUAAGUAAGAUAUAUAAUAACGAUAACAUCUUCAGUGAUGACCUUCGCUCUCGUUACGUCACCAUCCGGGACCUUUUAGCACAUAACAUUGGUAUCCGUAGCAACAACUACAUGAGAUUCGACGAUACUCUAACAAGGGGUAACAUAUACAGGCGUCUAAAGUACCUGCGUGGCCGAGGAAGGUUCCGAGAGAGCUUUUACUAUAGUAAUCUCAUGUAUGGCGUCAUCACGGACAUUGCCGAGCGACUUGGCAAGAAAAGUUGGGAGGAUCUCGUGAGAGAAGAACUCCUUAAUCCAAUAGGAAUGACUUCUACAACAUUUGCAACUGUAGCCGAGGAAAAGGAGAUCGACCUCGCUACAGGAUAUAUCGAUUUCUACGGUGACAUCCACCCAGUGUCAUUUAAGUUAUCAAAAGAGUGGGGUAACCUAUGCGGAUCCGGUUGUGUAAUGAGUUCUGCAAAUGACAUGGCCAAAUGGAUGAUGUUUCAUCUUGACAAGGGACGUAAUUCAUUCUCCGUGAGAGUCGUGGACGAGAGGGCGCUAUCACACACACACAAAGCUCAUAAUACCAUCGCCAAGUCGUCCAUUUUCAAAUACUUCACCAAACCAGUGGUACCCCAUACCCAUUGUCAGACCAACUACGCCCUAGGGUGGAAAAAUGGCUACUAUCGAGGAUAUGAAAUAUUGACACAUUCAGGAUCGACAUGGGGAUACAGAGCACUAAUAACACUUUUUCCGGCCAUGCGCCUUGGUGUCUACACGUCACUGACGGGGGAAGAUUACGGCUACAUUUUGAGGACAAAUAUACAUAAUUAUUUGGCAGAUAUGUACCUGGAGGAGACUCCAUGGCUUAAUGGGUCAACCAUAUGUUCCUUUCCAGAACCAUGGUUUAGACCUGGCAAGGAGAAGCCAAAACCCUUGAUCGACAAAACACGUGCUCUUCCUAGAAAUACGACUUACUAUGUUGGAGAAUAUGAAAAUCCAGCUUACGGAAGAAUGAUUGUGGCUGUCAACGGUACAACAGGAAAACUGAUUAUCAAAUACGGAGUGGUGACAUUGGGCUUGUAUCCGAAAGCUAUGAAAGACGAAUUCCAUUUCGAGACUCUUGGAUUCGCCGCGUUUGUGUUAAAUUUUGGAACGAUCAAGUUUAAGAUGGAAACUCUAUCGGGUUACUUUGCAGCAUUCCAAGUAACAACCUUUGACACAAAAGAUCCGCCAGAAUUUCAAAGAUUUAUGGCUCAAAAUGAUCUUCCGGAAGUUGGUAACACAUUGUACGUUGCCUCCAAUCCAAAUGGUGCAAGCACUCUACAUUUCGGAAAUCUACUGUAUGGUAUUCUUAUCAUUUGGAUUAUAAAUCUGUUUACCUCUAGGAAAAUUUCAAGCUGUCAAUCAUAACGGAUGUAGAGAUAGUUUACAAUGUCUAUACUGGUCAAUAUCUGGUUAAGGAACCACAAUUAUAUAUCUCCAGUCCUAGCACUAUCAAAAAAUCUGGAAACAAAUCCUACUUGUGGCGGUUUUUAUUCCUUAGAAAUAUGAGAAAUAAACCGGUCUGUGCUGUCAUGAUGUGUCCUUGAGCAGGAACAUUUAGCUCAAUUGCUCGGGAUGGCAUGCAACGGGCCUUCCGUAUGUUGUUCAAUGAGUUACCAACCACUUACAAGAACUGCUAUAGGACCUUGUCACAAUAUGGCCCUAGCUGUUUAAGGGCGAUAAACCAAAUAAACAAACACUCAAUCAAUUUAGGAAUUAUCCAAUCCACAGGCGUACGAGACCCAUUCUCAAAGAUACGCCCAUGUAAAAAUAUUGUCCGUACUGGGUUUGGAUGCCACGGAAACGAGAUACACAGGAACAUUUUUGUUCGCAUUAUCGAGAUUUCCUUACAUUGCUAGUGGUGUGAAAAGACAAGGAAGAGAAGUCCAUGCAUUUGGAGAAAGUUCUGCGUAAUAUAUAUAAUACUUAUAAUAUUUAUAAAGAAGUUAUUUGGAUAAGCGAGACUCCGCUGCAUCACGAGAAUUUUUCACGCUGCAACAAAAGAAGAUUCUCUUCAGAUCAGUAUGUGUUCAUUACAAUUAGGAUUGAUUUUGUGCCAGUGAGACGCCACUUCACCGAGAGAAAAUUUCCGGAUUAGCGAGACUUUGCUUUGCCGACAGAAUUGACUGAAAAAAGUCUUGUUAAGCGAGACUUUCCUUUUCAUUAGUUUUAUUUUGGAUAAAAGACUAUUCUCGGCGAUAUUUGAUGUUGGAACUACAGAUGGUAAAUGUUCUGCUUCAUUGAAGGGAUACGCGUUACAGGUAGUGGACACCUGAUCAAGGGGUUUGGACAUAAAGAGUGUUUCUAAUUCGCCAGAUUUAGAUUAUUUAAUAUGUGUAGAACGUUGGUAUGAUCUAUAGUGCUGUAUAUAUCCAAACUUAGAAACAUGCAAAAUUUGAGGAUUAACUACUACUCCCCGCGUUCUAGUCUCGUGAUCAAUAACUACGGCUCUUAAUUGACUGAGUAACGUAUUGGAUCAACCGAGAGAGUUAGUCUGAAGGUAUAGGAUUUUGGACGAACGAAUCAAGUAAGAGUAUAAUAAUCUGUAUUUGUUAGGCACCAUUAAACUUUCAGGUAUAUGCAGCUCAGUUUUCGAAAAUAAUGUAGAGAAGUGUUCUUUGGUAUGCUGUGACCCUAACCAGUUAUUGACCAACGCAACAUUCUAAGCUAAUUUACAGAUUGUUUUUGUGUACACGAAUCAACAUCGUCCAAAAAUGAGGGGAUUGGCUAUUGGGUCUUGUUAUACAAAAAGUAGCAUAUUUGAUUAGAAAACAUUUCACUUUUUAUUAUACAGAAAGUAGUUUUUCUUAUUUUAAAAAUUCCUGAUUUAGUUUUAUCUGGUUAGCUUAGAAAUAAUUAAAAGAAAAAAUGUAUAUGGUCUAAUCAAUGUUAAAAAUAUCACGAAAAUAGCACAUUUGUGUUUUUGUGAACUAAGACCUGGUAAUGGGAUUCCAAGGAGGCCACGAGCUUAUUAAGCUGGUUUACAUUCUACUGUUGGAUUAUUGAGUUGUUGGUUCCUAGCUACUUACCAGUCAAACAUGUACAUUAUUUUAUUUUCCCAACAAACGUAAUAUUUUACAUUUUCUGUUUCUAUCGUUAUGUGCUAACUUUGAUAUUUAUAAAAUACUAAUGAUUUGUGUUAUAUAAAUACGUCAUUAUUAAGUGCGUGUCACAUGAUAUACCAUGUAUACGAAUUCUGUCUACGUGUCUGUGUACUGUGACACACGUCAUCGGUUGGUGUGUCUUUUACCCCUACGUUGUACUUAUGUUGUAUCCCGAUCGACAACGUAAUUACAGUUCUCAGCAUGUGUCCGGGAAAUAUUAGAAACAGAAAAUUUUAUAUAUCGCUUCAACUAGCUGGUGCCAUUCAAGUCUGGAUGUUAAUAGAACAAAACACACAAUUAACAUCCCUAACUGAUUUUUUUCAGGGAUUGCUAUUCUGUCUUAAUCCACCAACAAUUUCAGUAUAAUUGUUAAAGACAUGGAUUGACGAUAAAUACUAGAUCCGAUUGAAGGUACUGUAAUUGGGUUUUUCUACUUUCUCACGCGAAUCCACAGAUCUUUCCAGAAUGGUAUCAUAUUCAACUGUUUACGUAUUCUGACUGACUGUCUCGACAAUAUGCUGGUAGCUUCCACGUAUUGUGUUUCAAUCAAGAUAUAUUCUCUGUGUCAUUAAGUGCACUAUGUGAAUGAUGCGGUUUUCUGCGUGUAAUUUCGAUAAGGAAUUCGUAUCGGAUUUAAGGUCUGUGUAUACAUGUAGGUUAACUUUCGAAAUAUUCUGUUUUAAGAAUAUAAUGUGUUUCAUUCUAAUCGAAUUUCUCAAUCAUUUAUUAGCCAAUCAUUAAAUCACCCUUCGUCCGUCGCCCGUCCUUGUUAUCGCUCCUACUUGACAAACACUGGAUAGAUCAUUCUCAAAUUCCAAAAUAGGUUCCUCUUGGCCCCUAAUUGUGCCUGUUUAUAUUUGGGAUUAGUCAGAAAAACUAAAAUGGCUGACAGGCGGCCAUCUUGGAUUUUUACAACUAAAGUUUGUUAUCACUUUUUUCUUGGGAAAAUUGGACAGAACUUUCUCAAAUUUCAUGUAUAUGUUCCCGUGGUCCAUAGUGGUGUCCUUUAGACUCUGGGAUUAAUUAGAAAAACAAAAUGGCGGACAAUGACCAUCUUGGAUUUAGCAGUAUAUUAUUAUCGCAAUUUCUUUGAGAAAUUUUUAAAUUUCAUAAGAUUAAGAGCAGAAGCAGAAGGAAAAAAUUAAAGUGAAAGAGCGAACUUGUAAAGAACGAAAAAGAUCAAACGAUGGUGGAAGCCAAAAUGCUCGAUGAGAUCUCUUGUAUAUACAUGUAUAUAUUGCAAAUGUUACACGCUGUGCAUAGAAUAAGUCCAUUUAUGUAUCUGUUGCUAUGACGAAUAACUUUUACUUCACGUUGAGCAUUAACCGUUCGGUGUAACCUCUGCCUUAACCUCAUGUAUGCACGAUAUGUGAACUUCCUAUAAUAUUUCAUUUUUACCAGGUAUACGCUAUCUUUAUCGUCUUGAAUGCUAAGCAUCAAAGUAUAUGUCUGUAUUACUCUUUGAAUGACAUUCAUAUUAGGAACGUUUUCAAGACAUAGUAGAUUUUACAUUUUUCCUCGAGAUAAAAGAAAAGAAAUAUUUUCAUUUUUUUCAAAAUUCCACCUAUUGUAUAGUUCUGUCUUCCUAUCCACACUUAAGCAAUAGUUAUAUGGUAUUUAUCAUAGCGAUAAACCACCUUUUUCGAUUUGACAGAAAAAAAGACAAUUUCUAUUAUUUUAUAAAAUGAAAUAUAUCUGUUGAAAUUGAUUGUGUCUGGUAUAUCACAUCGCCGCCAUAGUGAUGGAGCGCCGCCAUUACACGUCCCCACGCUAUUCCUGUUAACAGAUGUCUAAAUUUCGUGUCGUCCUGUACUUAAUGUGAAUUUUUUCCCCCAAAUUUCAUUUUAGAUGUGAGAAAGUCUUAAGAAAGGUUUUAUUGGUAUUUGUGCGUUUGAUAGAUUUUGGUAUUUGUGCCCAAGUGUCACUGCAUUGUUGUUAUUAACUCUUUCGCUUUUAGCUGUUGACCUGCGUGAUGACGUGCAAUGUAGGUAGAUAUAUGUACAUAGUACAUGAAUCACCCCAUGAUGAAUUAUGUCUGUACCUAGAAAAUAACAAUAAAAAUAUUGUUCAUAC
Ylistrum balloti is the source of this 6868-nucleotide messenger RNA. RefSeq names its product protein flp-like. The transcript has 5 exons. The record is from RefSeq and is a predicted model, not a curated record. Lineage: Eukaryota; Metazoa; Mollusca; Bivalvia; Pectinida; Pectinidae. Bases 1296 to 3059 code for a protein of 587 amino acids.